Suillus subalutaceus is the source of this 1063-nucleotide messenger RNA. RefSeq lists its product as uncharacterized. Bases 208 to 1008 code for a protein of 266 amino acids. Lineage: Eukaryota; Fungi; Basidiomycota; Agaricomycetes; Boletales; Suillaceae. The record is from RefSeq and is a predicted model, not a curated record. The transcript is spliced from 2 exons.
CCGUGGUUUGGUCUAGAAUUAUUGCACGAACGUCAUCGUCAACAGGUUUCACCUUCACGUAUAUCUGUCAGCCGCCGUUCUGCCAAGGUAUAAAGACCCAUCCUUGCCUUUACGAUCCUUACCCACAUCUUCUCCUGCUCUUUAUCUAUCAAACCACUCUAGCGCUCCAUUUAACGACUUUCACGAACCUCUUUAAAUAUACUUAUAAUGCGCUUACUAUCCCUCUAUAUCGUCUUUGUCUCGUUCUCACUCGCUCUCUUGCUUUCUGGGGGUGUCCAAGGCAUACCCGUCAGUGUCUCCAAUCCCAAUGCACCACCACGUCAUGCGGAGGUACAUAGGCGCAACGACCUCAUCUCUGCCUUGGUUGGCAUCUUAUCGUCCAUUCUUGGCUCACUCAAUCUUCCAGUGGAAGCAGUGCAGCCAGCACAAGCCGCGAUUGACCGUGUACAGAAUCUGACCGCUAACCUGCCCCUGCCAGCCUUACCAAUUCCAGCUUUGCCAAUUCCACGGGGUGCAGUAGAAGCAGUCAGUGCCGACAGUUCUCACUCUUCCUUGCCGACUGUUCAGGCAAACUCGACUGCCUCCCCUUCUCAGGCGUCAACCCCCGCCGCCUCUGCGUCGGCUGCUCAUCAGCAGGCUGAUGUGCACCCGGGUCGUGGACGCCACAUUCACCGUCGUGAUACAACCUCAGCAUCUGCACCGUCGUCUUCAGGCUCGGCGCAUGCCUCAUCGGCCAGCGCUUCCGGUUCGGUGCGUGCAUCUCCAGCCAGCGCCUCAGGCAAGCCUGCUCUUGCUGUGGUUCCUUCUCUACCAGUAUCGCUGUCCAUCCCAAAACCUUCUCUCCCAGUAUCACUACCCAUCCCGACCCCUUCUCUCCCGGUAUCGGUGCCCGUCCGGAUUCAUUCUCUCCCAGUAUCUCCACCUAUCUCCGUCCCGAUCAUCGCCGCAUCCGGCAUGCCCCCCAAGGCCUCUGGUACAACCAAAGGCAAGAGGACCCACCACAGGUAAUAGCACGCCUUCCAUGACUGCAUAGCUGGCCUCCGCUGUAGGGACUUUACCACGU